AUGAGUUUAGUAUCAAACAUUGAUUCGUGCAAAAAUGACAUUGCGUUUUAUUUACCACACCAUGCAGUAGUUAACGAGAACAAAGUAACAACUAAGUUACGAGUAGUGUUCGAUGGAAGCGCGAAAACAAACACAGGUUUAAGCUUGAACACUCUACUGCACGUCGGUCCAUCUCUUCAGCAAGAAUUAUUCUUGAUUUUAGUACGUUUUCGAACUUACCAGUAUGUAGUAUCCGCAGAUAUUUCUAAAAUGUAUCGCCAAAUUGAAAUACACCCCGAUGAUCGCAAAUAUCAACAAAUAUUAUGGCGGGAAGAUUGCAACAAUUCUUUGCAAACCUAUCAAUUAAACACCGUCACGUACGGUACAACCUCGGCACCAUACCUCGCGAUACGUUGCCUUAAACAAUUAGGUUUAGAAGCUACUGAGAUGCCGUGCGCUCAAAGAGCAAUUCUCGAAGAUUUUUACGUUGAUGACUUGCUUACGGGCGCUGAUACCAUUGAAGAAAUGUUACAAUUACGAAACGAAAUUGAUCGCAUAUUAAGAAAUGGAUGCUUCCAUUUAGCAAAAUGGGCUUCCAACGAUAAACGGUUGAUCCCCGAAUUCCAAAUGAACGAAUCUAAUGACGUAAAUUUCGAUAGACAAUGUGAAAGCAAAAUUUUAGGGCUCUUAUGGAAUACCGAGAAAGAUAUUUUAAAAUAUUCAAAUAAUUAUCAAGUAACGAAUAAUAAAGUAACAAAGAGAGUAAUAUUAUCUAAUAUUUCCAAAAUUUAUGAUCCUUUGGGAUUAGUGGGUCCAAUAAUUGUUACCAUUAAAAUAUUAUUACAAACUUUAUGGCAAUUGCAAAUCGGGUGGGAUGAGUCAGUACCCUUGAACGUUUUUACUAUUUGGCAACAAUUUUGCAAAGAUUUGCCAACGAUCUCCACGUAUUCAAUACCGAGACGAGUAGUGGGAUCACCUAGGUUCUCAACAUUUGAGAUUCAUGGGUUUUGCGAUGCUUCUCAAAGGGCAUACGGCGCCUGCAUUUAUAUUAAAACCGUUUCCAACAAUUCUCUAAUAAGUAGCCAUUUAUUAUGCUCAAAAUCGAAAGUUGCGCCUAUAAAAACGAUAAGCAUCCCUAGGCUUGAACUAUGCGCAGCGCUACUUCUAACACGUUUAAUGAAUAAAAUUAUCCCAGUUGUAAAUAUAAAACCCAAUAAAAUAUCACUUUACUCUGAUUCAACUAUUGUGUUGGCAUGGUUAAAAAUUGAACCCUCGAAACUAAAAACCUUUGUUGCAAACCGCGUAUCGAUUAUUCAAACAAAUACUGAUGCUAAUAUGUGGAAUCACGUUUCGACUAACGAAAACCCGGCAGACAUAAUUUCACGUGGCACUCUUCCAAGCGAAUUGGCGAAUCUUGAUAUGUGGUGGCAUGGGCCACAAUUCCUAAUGACGUUAAAGUAUGAAACUCCAGUACAACCUAAUACUAAUGAAAUAUCAGAAAUACCUGAUUUAAAGUCAACGCAAACAAAAUGUUUUUUAAGCAACACGACGUUAAUGUUACCAGUCUUCGACAAAAUUUCAUCAUUUAGACGUUUAUGUCACAUUAUUGCAUAUUACGAAAAUGGUUUGUUAAGAGUGGGGGGACGAUUGCGUCAUUCGAGUUUAUCAUUCGACACCAAGCAUCAAGUUAUUUUGCCAAAACAUAAAUUAACAGCGGCUUUGAUUCGCGAUGAACAUACUCGAUUAUUACAUUCAGGACAACUAACUACUUUAAAUUCCCUUAGACAGAGAUAUUGGCCUAUUGCAGGUAGAGAUCAAAUCAAAAAAGUUUUGAGACAAUGCAUAAAAUGCUAUAAAGUAAAUCCCAUCGCAUCCGAACAAAUUAUGGGUAAUUUACCAUUUGACCGCGUUUCUGCUGCUAGACCAUUUAUUCAUUGUGGAGUGGACUAUGCUGGUCCCUUAUCGUUAAAAGAAGGCAGAGGUCGCGGAAAAAGGUUAAUUAAAGGCUAUAUUUCGCUAUUCAUUUGCUUAGCCACCAAAGCGGUGCAUCUAGAAUUAGUUGGAGAUAUGACUACUGACUCGUUUCUGGGAGCAGUUAAACGAUUAAUCUCUCGCAGAGGUCAUGUAACUGAUUUUUACUCGGAUAAUGGCACGAACUUUGUUGGAGCUGAUCGUGAGUUUCAAAAACUUAUGCGCUCAGAAUCAUUAAAAAAUAAAUUGAAUGUAACGGCCCAAAAUAUUAAUUGGCAUUUUAUACCGCCCAGAGCACCUCAUCAUGGAGGACUUUGGGAAGCUAGUAUUAAAUUAAUCAAACACAAUUUAAAACGCGUUGUAGGCAACGCCAAUCUUACUUUUGAGGAGAUGUACACUGUGUUAACGGGUAUUGAAGCGUGUAUAAAUUCCCGACCUAUAACUCCCAUAAGUAACGAUCCUCACGACCUCACCGCCUUAUCCCCCAGUCACUUCCUAAUUGGAGACAUACUAGUUGCUCCCAUCGAAUCUGACGUUACGACAUUAAAAAUUAACACACUCUCCCGGUGGCAAUUGGUUGACCAAAUCAAGCAACAUUACUGGAGGCGCUGGCAACGAGAAUAUUUACAUCACUUACAACAGCGAACGAAAUGGAAAUGCUCCAAAGCAGAUAUUGUAAUAGGAGACAUGGUGCUCAUAAAAGAAGAAAACCUGCCUCCACUCCAAUGGUCAUAUGGACGCGUCUUAGAUAUUCACCGUGGUAGUGAUGAAAAAGUGCGCGUAGUUAUUAUCAAAACGAAAGGUGGUGUAAUGAAACGUCCUAUUACUAAGAUAUGUGUAUUACCAAUAGACAAUCACUAA
Photinus pyralis (common eastern firefly) is the source of this 2811-nucleotide messenger RNA. RefSeq lists its product as uncharacterized. The transcript is spliced from 2 exons. Gene Ontology annotation, molecular function: nucleic acid binding. Gene Ontology annotation, biological process: DNA integration. Bases 1 to 2811 code for a protein of 936 amino acids. Lineage: Eukaryota; Metazoa; Arthropoda; Insecta; Coleoptera; Lampyridae. The record is from RefSeq and is a predicted model, not a curated record.